This is a messenger RNA of Branchiostoma floridae (Florida lancelet), 1344 nucleotides long. Its product is annotated as flocculation protein FLO11-like. Lineage: Eukaryota; Metazoa; Chordata; Leptocardii; Amphioxiformes; Branchiostomatidae. The transcript is spliced from 4 exons. Gene Ontology annotation, cellular component: membrane. The record is from RefSeq and is a predicted model, not a curated record. The coding region runs from base 1 to 1344 and encodes 447 amino acids.
AUGUACAUCGAGACGUCCAGUCCCCAGCAGCCAGGAGACGUCGCACGACUGAUCAGCCCAAGUUUGUCUAACAGCAUAAGGUGUUUAGAGUUCUGGUACCACAUGUAUGGAGAUUCUACAGAGGAACUCAGAGUCUACCAGAGAUUCACAGGCAGCGCCGAACUCGGAACUCCAAUAUGGUCACAGACAGGGGACCAGGGAGACGUCUGGUUACAGGCUACAGUGGAUCUUGUGACAGUCAACAACUUCUACGUUGUGUUUGAAGGCGUGCGAGGUACGAGCUACCAUGGUGACAUCGCCAUAGAUGACGCCAGUUUCAGGACAACAUCUUGUGGCGCUGUACCGGAGCAAUCUUCACAGAGUGGCUCAACGAAGCUGGUGCCAACUGCAUCGAAAACUUCGACAACCGACAUUACUACAGCAACGUAUAAUACAGCGCAAGAGAGCACCACAGAUGGUGCUAAAACGUCUGAGGCUACAACGAAGCCAGCGCCAACUUCAUCGGAACCUCUGACAACAACGCAUGAGAGCACAACAGAGGUUGCUACAACGUCUGAGGCUACAACUCAGAAGCCAGCGCCAACUGCAUCGGAACCUCUGACAACAACGCAAAACAGCACCACAGAGGUUGCUACAGCGUCUGAGGCUACAACGAAGCCAGCGCCAACUGCAUCGGAACCUCUGACAACAACGCAAGACAGCACCACAGAGGUUGGUACAACGUCUGAGGCUACAACGAAGCCAGCGCCAACUGCAUCGGAACCUCUGACAACAACGCAAAACAGCACCACAGAGGUUGGUACAACGUCUAAGGCUACAACGAAGCCAGCGCUAACUGCAUCGGAACCUCUGACAACAACGCAAGACAGCACCACAGAGGUUGGCACAACGUCUGAGGCUACAACGAAGCCAGCGCCAACUGCAUCGGAACCUCUGACAACAACGCAAAACAGCACCACAGAUGUUGGUACAACGUCUGAGGCUACAACGAAGCCAGCGCCAACUGCAUCGGAACCUCUGACAACAACGCAAGACAGCACCACAGAGGUUGGUACAACGUCUGAGGCUACAACGAAGCCAGCGCCAACUGCAUCGGAACCUCUGACAACAACGCAAGACAGCACCACAGAGGUUGGUACAACGUCUGAGGCUACAACGAAGCCAGCGCCAACUGCAUCGGAACCUCUGACAACAACGCAAAACAGCACCACAGAGGUCGGUACAACGUCUGAGGCUACAACUUCCGUUUUCGCUGUAACAACUGUGGCAACGAAUACACAGCCCCCCACCACCUUUGAGACAGUCAUGGAUACAACGACUCAAGAAAUAGCAUUACGUCUGUGA